Orbilia oligospora ATCC 24927 is the source of this 1029-nucleotide messenger RNA. RefSeq lists its product as uncharacterized. Gene Ontology annotation, biological process: iron-sulfur cluster assembly. Gene Ontology annotation, molecular function: ATP binding; ATP-dependent FeS chaperone activity; 4 iron, 4 sulfur cluster binding. The transcript is spliced from 3 exons. The record is from RefSeq and is a predicted model, not a curated record. The coding region runs from base 1 to 1029 and encodes 342 amino acids. Gene Ontology annotation, cellular component: cytosol. Lineage: Eukaryota; Fungi; Ascomycota; Orbiliomycetes; Orbiliales; Orbiliaceae.
AUGGUCACGUUCCAACCACCACCAGAACUUUCGCUCAAAGAUCCGCCCAAAGUUGCACCGGAGCUUGUCGCACCGGAGCCUGAGCAUUGCCCCGGCCCUGAGUCGCAGAAUGCAGGCAAAUCAGACGCCUGUGCCGGUUGUCCCAACCAAGCAAUAUGUGCCUCAGCUCCCAAAGGCCCCGAUCCUGAUCUCCCAAUCAUAACGUCCCGCCUUUCCUCGAUCCGUCACAAACUGCUCGUCCUCAGUGGCAAAGGUGGCGUCGGCAAGUCAACUUUCUCGACGAUGCUCUCCCACGGCUUCGCUUCCGUAUCCCCAGAAACUCAAGUGGGAAUAAUGGACAUCGACAUAUGUGGCCCUUCGAUACCCAAAAUGCUCGGCGCGGAUAAUGAAAGCAUUCACGUUAGUAGUUCCGGGUGGAGUCCCGUUUAUGUGGCGGAUAACUUAUGCUUGAUGAGUAUACAAUUCAUGCUGCCAAAUCCCGAUGAUGCGAUUAUCUGGCGAGGGGCAAAGAAGAACGGGAUGAUUAAGAGGUUUUUGAAGGAUGUGGAGUGGGGCGAGCUGGAUUGGUUGGUGGUUGAUACACCGCCGGGAACGAGCGAUGAGCAUUUGAGCGUCAACACCUAUAUGAGGGAAUCUGGUGUCAGUGGGGCAGUUGUGGUUACCACGCCGCAGGAGGUAGCCUUGUUAGAUGUUAGAAAGGAAAUCGACUUCUGUAGGAAAGCAGGGAUACGGGUGCUUGGGAUUGUUGAGAAUAUGUCCGGAUUUGUGUGUCCGAAUUGUAAGGGCGAGAGUCAAAUAUUCAGGGCUACAACGGGAGGAGGUGAGGCGCUAGCGAAGGAAGUUGGAGUAGAGUUCUUAGGAAGAGUACCGUUGGACCCGAGGAUUGGAAUGGCUUGUGAUUAUGGAGAGAGUUUCUUCGAUGCCUACCCGGAUUCUCCUGCGUGCAAGGCAUUAAUGGAUGUCGUGGGGAAGGUCAGGAAACUGGUCGGUGAUGACGAUGAUGACGCUGGUGAUGCUGAGGACGAAUAG